UUAACUGAAGUCUGAGGCUCAGAUUUCAUUAGCGAGGAUUCAAGCGGUACAAGGAGUUUGCGAAUAUUUGAUUUCUCAGUUUGUGUUAUAGCAGGCAGCACGCGCAACAGGAAGGUGAGGAUCAGAAGCGCCAAAAGUUCACGCAGAAAAGACAUGAACAUUUUGUCAUUCCAAUGCGUUUCGUGGCUCUUAUUAAGCUUCACUGGUCUUCUCGUCGCUGCUCUGGAGAAAGAAAUCUUCACCAACGAACUCUUUGAUAAUUUCCUGGAGGAUCUAAGGGACCUGUCAGACAUCAACAAAGCCAAUGUCAAGUUUUCUCUGAGAAACCCGUCCCAACCAGAUGAUGACGUGUGUUACAUUGUACGUGGCAAACCAGAAACCCUCAACAUCUGCGACUUCAAAAACACUUCAAAAACCUUUUUGGUCAUUCAUGGGUGGACGGUAAGUGGACUGUUUGAGAGCUGGGUUGAGAAACUGGUUGCCGCACUUUAUAACAGGGAGAAAGACGCUAACGUUAUUGUUGUGGACUGGUUGGACACAGCGCAGAACCAUUAUGUGGUGGCGGCACAAAACACGAAGACGGUGGGACAAGAGGUCGGACUUUUUAUAGACUGGCUGGAGGAGUCUACCAAUGUUCCUCUGGAGAAGUUGCACCUCAUUGGCUAUAGUCUUGGCGCCCACGUCGCAGGUUUUGCAGGAAGCCAUGCAACCAAUAAAGUUGGACGAAUCACAGGACUAGACCCAGCUGGACCAGACUUCGAAGGAGCCCACGCCCACGGACGGCUGUCCCCAGAUGAUGCCCAUUUUGUAGAUGUCCUCCACACAUUCACCCGAGGUUCCUUGGGUCUCAGUAUCGGUAUCGAGCAGCCGGUCGGCCAUGUGGAUAUAUACCCCAAUGGAGGAAGCUUCCAGCCUGGCUGCAACUUGAGAGGAGCUCUGGAGAAAAUUGCCAGUUAUGGAAUACUUGCCUUAAAUAAUGCCAUCAGAUGCGAGCACGAGAGGUCCGUCCACCUGUUUAUCGACUCCCUGCUGAAUGAGGAAGAAGCUAGCAGAGCGUACAGCUGCGGGAGCAAUGACAUGUUCGACCGCGGCAUGUGCCUCCAGUGUCGCAAGAACCGCUGCAACACCAUAGGCUACAACGUCAGCAAAGUCCGUAAGGCAAGAAGCGCCAAGAUGUUUACCAAGACACGAGGCUCCAUGCCAUUCAGAGUUUUCCACUAUCAGCUGAAAAUCAACUUCCAUGGAGAAAUAAAUCAAUUAGCAAUGGAGCCAGCACUGACAGUCUCACUUUACGGUACCAAUGGCGAAGCAGAAGAUCUCAAGUUGAACAUCAGACAGGAGAAGAUCACCGCCAAUAAAACUUACUCAUUCCUCGUGGUAACCGAGAAGGACGUUGGAGAUCUUCUGAUGCUGAAGUUUAGGUUGGAAGAGUCCACAUCUCCUUUACUCAAUCUGCUCUCCUCGUGGUGGUACGGAGAUUCUGCAAAUUCUGGCGCACAGGUCCAUAAAAUCAGAGUCAGAGCCGGGGAGACACAAAAGAAGAUGGUGCUGUGUUUGAAAGAUCCCCAAAUGGGAAGUUUAGCUCAGGAUGUUGUAUUUGUGAAAUGCAAGGAGCCAUGGAAGUCUUUAUCUAAAAGGCUCAAACUGAAGAGCUAAUGAAAGGAUGUACAAGCGAUUUUGCUGAAGCACUUCAACAAAUCUAUUUAUACAGCUGUUAUUUAUUAAGACUGCAACUGCACUGACUGUACUGUAUUGCGUGAUAUGUGUUGCUAUGAAUUUGAUUCAUGCAAAUGGAUUGUGGACUUUUGUACUAGGGUAUGCCAAAGGCUUAAAAAGCCUUGAAAUGUGAUUAAUUGUAUUAAAUAAUACUGGAUUUGUGUUUGAAUUAGGUCAUUAGUUAAUCUAGUCGAUCAUUAUUUGUAAUGAGGAUGCUUUUGGCUAACAGCAAACACAGUUCAAGCAUUGUCUUACAUUAUCUGUUCUGUCUUUGAAAUAAUUUAAGCGUUUUGUACUAAAUUAUAUACUCCACAAGUUUUACGUUAUUGAUUCAGUCAAAUUUAGCCUACCGUUGUUUUGGCGAAUUUUCGCGGGAAAAAUCCAGUCACUUCAGUAGGAAUCCACGCAAUGUCGCGUGAGCCGUGAGUACGAAAUAUUUCCACACGUAGUUGUUGUUCAUAAAUGAAUUUCCCGAAUUCAUCGUCUUACCCAAUAGAAAGCAGCGUGGUUUGAAAAUUGCGUCUGUUUGAGCAUCGCUAUUAGAGUAAGCAAUGAACGUUUUAACCCGCGAAAAUGAGGCACAUAAUAAGAAUUCGAACGGCUUUUGUCUUGACGUCCAGACAAAAUAUUACUAGUUAAAUAAUUAAGAAGGUGCUGUAAAACUAGUUUUACAUUGAUUUACUUCUGACUGAAUAUUCUGUAAACACGGUUUACCUUAGGAAGGGUACGUUUUCUCUGAGGGAAAUGUAAACAAUAUCAUAAUUGAAAAUCUUUAAUGUUUUACCUGUUAACGGUCAAAAAAAUCACACCUGCAGUUGAUAAUCUAAAAAGUCAUAUAAACACAUAAAUGAAACAUCUACUGUGUUGAAUGUUUUAUUAUUGGUACAAGUGUCUUUUGCACGGUAGACAGUUGACUUACCUAAGCAGUCAAUACUGCAUCCUACUGCUACAACAUUGUAUAAUUUUUUUUUUUUUUUUAAAUGAAAAAUAAGGUGAUGUACAUCAAUUAAAUGAACUGUUCAUAAUUGUAAAUUUGUUUUAAAAAAAAUCAUAAUAAAUUAUAUCUUUAUGUCUUAA
Molecule: messenger RNA, 2793 nt
Organism: Labeo rohita (rohu)
Lineage: Eukaryota; Metazoa; Chordata; Actinopteri; Cypriniformes; Cyprinidae
Gene: lpl2a
Product: lipoprotein lipase
Exons: 10
Coding region: 154-1656 (500 amino acids)
Biological process (GO): lipid metabolic process
Molecular function (GO): apolipoprotein binding; lipoprotein lipase activity
Source: RefSeq, a predicted model, not a curated record